CACCUCCAAGGUCAGCGAGCCGGGCAUAGCCUCAUAUCAUUCUCCUUUUCUUAGGGUUAGGGUUUCGAUGAGCCAUUCCCUCUUUCGCAAUGGAAUCGUGUGAUGCGGCUGUGCCCUUUAUCCUUCUGUGGUCUUUGAUCCGCGCCGGUGGGUCGUCGCCGGCGGCGUCUAGCUCCUGCUCCGACGCCGCUCGAUCUCGCUUCUUGAGGGAUUAUGUUGCGAGGUUUACUAAUGCGUUCUUGUGGGUCGCGCUUAUCUCUGUCACAGUGUUUCUUGCGCGGAAGCUUGCGCGGUUGGUGAGGCUCUGGAACCUUGGGAACAGGAUCCCUGGUCCGCCAGCUCCGUCUUUCUUCGGAUACUUGAAGGGUUUCUCUAGUCUCGGAUCUGACGGAAAUCUCACUGGUUACCUAGCGACGUUGCAUGCUAAGUAUGGACCGAUUGUCAGACUAUGGUUAGGACCUAUGCAGCUUCUUGUAUCUGUGAGGGAGACAUCCAUGAUCGAGGAGGUUCUUGUGAAGGCCGAGGAUAAGCUGCCAUUGACUAGGAGAGUGUUUCGAUUGGCUUUUGGGCGAUCUCAGCUCUUUGCUUCUUCCUUUGAGGAGGUGCAUAAGAGAAGAAAAUCGUUAGCGGCAUGUUUUAAUGGGAAGCUACUUGACAGGGUGAAUACAGUUGCCCCAAAGGUUGUAAAAUGUGUUAUGGGAAGAGUUGAUUCUAUCAUGGCAAAGGGUGUGCUUGAUUGUAGAUCAAUAUCUCAGCAUAUAGCAUUUGCUUUAUUUGGAACAACACUCUUUGGAGAUGCAUUCUUGUCUUGGUCAGAUGCAAUCUUUUAUGAGGAGAUUCUUAUGUUGAUUGCUAAGGAUGCUUGUUUUUGGGCCUCAUACAAUGUCCCUCCUGUUUGGAGGAGACGCUUCUGGACAUAUCAAUCUUUGUGCAAGGAAGCCAAGCAAUUGACUCUGGACAUAAUUCAACAUAGUAAAAGCUAUGCUGAAAGUAAUGAAACAGUCGAUGCCACUAGUCUGCUUGAUGAUGGGAUUUCAAACAAAUUUCUUUUGGAAGAGAUAGUGGGGCAUCAUGGCUCAGAAGAUGAACAUUGUGGAGACAUACUUGGUAUGAUGUUCCAUGGUUGCCUGGCUACUGCAGGCUUGAUUUGGAGCAUCUUAACAAGGCUAGCCUUGUAUCCUGAACUACUAGAAAAGAUGUAUUCAGAAAUUGAUAGAGUGCAGAAUGGUUCCUCUAAUCCUGAGAUAUAUGAUGUGAGAAAUAUGCAUUUUUUGCUGGCUACUGUGUAUGAAUCAGCUCGUCUUUUGCCUGCGGGAUCUUUACUUCAAAGAUGUUUAGUAAACUGUGACUUGAGUCUGGAGACUGGCAUUACUGUUCCAGCAGGUGCAAUCAUUGUUGUUCCGCCACAGCUCGUGCAUUUGGAUAACUCUAUUUGGGGUAAAGAUGCAUGCCAGUUUAAUCCUAAUCGCUUCUUAUCAAAGGCCCUCCUCUGCCAUGGACAUAGUCGUGUUGGAGGGAAACCUGAUCCAAUGUCAGUGACUUCACUUGAAGGCACAUCUCAAGACUGCCAAGAGUCUGAAGAAACGACAUUUAGGUUCAAUGCACCUAAUAAAAAUAUGUUUCUUUCGUUUGGUUCUGGCACACGAGCAUGUGUUGGCCAGGAGUUCACGGUGCAUGGGAUUUCAACAUUAUUGGCAGCAUUACUUCAGGAAUAUGAGGUGAGGAUUCAAGCUUGCGCUGAAAACAGUCCAAAACCUGCAGCAGAUGACUUCCUCCUCAAUCAUCUUCCAAACCCAAAGAUCUUCUUUGUUAAAAGAAACAAGAGCUGAACAAAGUUGAUACUCCAUACAAAGUUACUUCCAAUGUGUUUUUUCUCUGGUGUAACAUCCAGGGUGUACAUGGACUACUAUUGGCAUCAUAUCUACUGAUAUCUCUGCUUUUCCUCCCAGUUUUUAGCAGCUUCAGUGCUUUUCCCUUGCUCCUCUCCAGAGUUUGGAAGCACCCUAAAAGCUGUCAUCUAUCAUUGGAGCUGGGUCACAUUUUGGUCCUUUUUUGUCUUUUGGCUUUUUUUCCUCUACAAAGGGGUUGAAAUUUCAUGUUGUGAUUCUGCCAGACUUUUGUAUUACAAGAAUAAUGUAAAAACUGUUCCACUGUUACCAUGGUUGUGAAUUUCUAUGGUUUGGACUGUCA
Dioscorea cayenensis subsp. rotundata (Guinea yam) is the source of this 2190-nucleotide messenger RNA. Its product is annotated as cytokinin hydroxylase-like. The transcript is spliced from 7 exons. NCBI's taxonomy places the organism in Eukaryota, Viridiplantae, Streptophyta, Magnoliopsida, Dioscoreales, Dioscoreaceae. The coding region runs from base 90 to 1829 and encodes 579 amino acids. The record is from RefSeq and is a predicted model, not a curated record. Gene Ontology annotation, molecular function: oxidoreductase activity, acting on paired donors, with incorporation or reduction of molecular oxygen; monooxygenase activity; heme binding.